AUGAGAUUUGGUCGUAUCUCGAGGACAACGAGUUUCACUUUCAUUGUAACACACGGAAAUAUUUCCUUUAACGAUAUCUAGCGGAUUAUGUGCGUACAGAAACAGUACAACAUGGCUUCCAAUCAAGACAUUCCAGAAGAAGCCGAUGGAAUUCACAACAAAAUGGUGUAUUAUCUUGGUGAACAAAUUAAUGAUGACCACCUAUGCAAACUUAAGGGCCUGUUUAAAAAUAUCCCACUUACCCCUGUCGACAUUGAUCAAAUCCAUGAUAUAUCUGGCUUAUUUAACCGUCUUAUGGAAAAAGAGGUGAUAGGUAUUGGGAACUAUACAAAACUUAUAUCAAACCUUCAGCCGAUCAAUCCAAAGCUGGCAACUUAUGUGAAGCAAAAAGAAAAAGAAAUCAUCAAUGUAGAUGAGUGGAAGCUUCUAAAUCCCAUGAUCAGGAUACCAUUAUUGAAGAUGGCUGAAGGUUGUGACUUAGCUGAGUCAUGUAACUCAAAGUUAUUUGUAGAGAGGAAGGAGCCUAUGGACUGGCUGAAUAAGAUGUACAAUGAGAGACAACGUACGGCAAACCUACCCGAGAAUCAUCAGUACAGAAUAUACGGUAUACACGGGAAAAAAGGGAUAGGUAAGUCUUGCGUAAUGCUGCAGUUUUUGCAUCGAAUUCAACAUGAAACUUCAAGAAAUGAAACAGUGCAUGUUGGAUCGUUUGACUUUGACAAAGUCAGAAGUUUCCAAAGCUUUUUAAAUAGACUUUGUACUUUUUUCGGUGUUGAAAUGCAUAAAUGGAAAAAAGAAUCAGGCAAUAACAAUGAUGACGAUGAGGAGGAGGAGGAAGACUUUAUGGAUUGCAUGAGUCAGAUUGAGAGAAAAAUGACGGAUAACCCUAGCAACAAGUUUAUUGUGUUUCUUGACAACAUGGAAUGUGCCUGUGGCAAGGCUAAAACUGACGGGACGGCACCUGACAUGUCUAAUGUAUUUCUCUGGGACAAGAUCUAUAAAGAAUUCAUCCACAAUCUUCUACCAAAGUGUCACAAUUUAUUGGUGUUCAUAACGUCCACACAGACGGCUAGGUUUGCGGAGUUCGGCAGCAUUGCCUGUAAAAAGGACUUGAAGGAAAUGACUGAAGAAGAAGCAGAAUGUCUGCUACGGAACCAAGUUCCAAGGGUCAUAACAGAAAAAGGAAGUUUGUCCUCAAUUGUUCGCUUGUGUGAUGGUCUGCCACCAACUAUCAUAAAAGCAGGUGCCAUGCUUUGUGAUGAAGAUUACAAACAUGAAGAAAUAGCUAAUCUAUUGAAAGACUUUAAUAACAAGAUGGAUUUACAUGGUGAUGAUCUGUUUCCCAAAGAUGAUCGCUAUGAUGAGCAACUGAAGAAAUUCAUAAACCGCCUUUCUGAUCAAAACAAGAGCAACCUGAAGUCUCUCGCUGAGAUGAUCAAUACACAAGGACAAGUUGGAAUUGAAGAUGCUGCUUCAAAACUUCAAUUUGAGAGUAACACUGCCGAGUUUAAGCUAAAAAUCCUCUUUCCACUGUGGUUCAGAGGGAUGGUUGAGGUUGACACGAAAACUAGAAAAAUCAGCAUGAAUACGUUUAUUUGUCAGUUUGUCCUGAGCUAUGAUAUCAAAGGAAAUGUAGGAAAAGAGGAUGUUGUAAGACCACCCUGUGGAUAUUCCCCAACAAGUGGUGGACGGAUUAGUCCACAUGGACAUAGCACAAACCCUUCAGAUGACCAUGCCAAUGAGACUCUUGUGAAACUUCCACCAUUGGGAAAGGACCUUGCAAUUUGCAUAGCACCAUCAACGGAAAAGCGAACUGUUCUGUCAGUACAUCAUGAAACCAGCUCAACACCCAAUGGUUCUAGUAAUACUGAAAAACACUCGCAGCUUACUGAUGACGUUGAAGCAGCUCUGGAUCAGGAGGGAACUGGGAUAUUUGACUCUGUUUUGCGGGUUUGCAGAGAAACAUUCCAAAUAUUUAAGGAAAUAGAGAGCUAACAUUAUCUUACUAAACAUAUUGUGUACAAAUAUGGCAGCUCGUUCUUACUGAUCACAUGCUUAACGUAUAAGAUGUACCAGUAUUGUAUGUCCAAGUAUAUUGGAAAAGUAGGACAAUGUUUCUCUCUACUUAUUGUUUUAUACGAAAUCAUAAUAGAUAUUUGGAACGUAGGGAUUGGUUGUGUUAUUUUAGCCAAAUUGUUUUGAUAAUCUAAUAUCAAUAGCCGUGUGCACACUAGUGGUUAUAUGAAUGAUUACAGGUCACAAGUUGACUAUCACUCUCAAUGGUGAGGUGGUGUGUCUCCAGACAACAUGAAGCUAUGUACUCAGCCCCGGUUGUCUCUUUACGGAGUUACGAAACCGCAGCUAUGUUGUAAGUAAAUGUAUUCCACGGCCAUCAGUGGUUUAAAUCACUGAGAAUGUAUAAGUUGUCAGUAAUGUUUUCCACAGCCAUUAGUGGUUUAAAUCACUGAGAAUGUAUAUGUUGUCAUUAAAUGUAUUCCACAGCCAUAAAGGGUUUAAAUCACUCAUAAUGUAUAUGUUGUCAUUAAAUGUAU
Molecule: messenger RNA, 2552 nt
Organism: Mizuhopecten yessoensis (Yesso scallop)
Lineage: Eukaryota; Metazoa; Mollusca; Bivalvia; Pectinida; Pectinidae
Exons: 8
Coding region: 88-1995 (635 amino acids)
Source: RefSeq, a predicted model, not a curated record